Messenger RNA from Cotesia congregata, 411 nucleotides. The record is from the annotation of a GenBank genome assembly. NCBI's taxonomy places the organism in Eukaryota, Metazoa, Arthropoda, Insecta, Hymenoptera, Braconidae.
AUGAACAAUAGAAACGAAAUUCAACGAGUUAAACAGUCAACUCGCGCUCGAACAAUAGCUAUACGCAUAGACACGCAGAAGCUGACUUCGACUCGGACGUUCGAUACCCCGUUACCGGUGGCUGGCAGUGCUCAGACGGGCUGCUUGUCGUCGUCAUCCAGCGACUGUUGGGAAAGAGAGGCGGGAUGGACGCCGCCUCGACGGUCGAAGAGGUUGGGGCAGCAAAAAAACGCCAAGCACAAAGCGGCGAAGAAGCGACUCGUCACGCAGAUCAAGGCGAGCAAAGGGAAGUGCUGGAAGGUGAUCUGCAGAGAAGUAGAUGAUGAUCUAUGGGGCAACGACUACCUAAUCAUCACUCUUAAAUUUGUAGGUCUUGGUUUAGUAGCUUAUAUGGAACCCGAUAGGAUGUAG